AUGCUGGAAGAUAAAUUAGCUAUUGAAAAGGAGGCUGUGAGUGAUUAUCCAACUUGGAGAGAUUAUAAUGUUACGAUACUCUGUAUACGAUUCUACUGUUUAUUGAAAUAUAAAGUGAAGCUGAAGGCUCGGUGUGCUGGAGUUAUUCGAUCAUUCUUUGGGAAUAUCAAACCUGGAACACGGCUCCGUUAUGCUAUCCACAAGCUCAUCAGUAGAGCUCGUCUUCUACAACGUGCAGUUAAGUUUGAAAGUCAUCGGGAAAUCUCGAUUCGAUGGAUCAAAUUGGAGCUCGAUAUGAUAAAAAUGAAGUGGAUUGCUGAACAGAUCGACAAAAUCGAAGAUUUGAAAGCUCGUAUUGCGAAUACAACCGCGAUGGGGUUGCCAGCUGAUCUGUUGGAAUUGAAACAACUGGAGAAAACUAAAGCAGCAUACAGGUCGAUCGUUAGGCCAGCGAGUGCAAAUGAGAGGGCGAUCCAGAUCACUGUUAUGCAGAAGUAA
Molecule: messenger RNA, 498 nt
Organism: Perkinsus marinus ATCC 50983
Lineage: Eukaryota; Perkinsozoa; Perkinsida; Perkinsidae
Exons: 6
Coding region: 1-498 (165 amino acids)
Source: RefSeq, a predicted model, not a curated record